Messenger RNA from Spinacia oleracea (spinach), 681 nucleotides. Its product is annotated as thioredoxin-like protein CXXS1. The transcript is spliced from 3 exons. NCBI's taxonomy places the organism in Eukaryota, Viridiplantae, Streptophyta, Magnoliopsida, Caryophyllales, Amaranthaceae. Bases 116 to 502 code for a protein of 128 amino acids. The record is from RefSeq and is a predicted model, not a curated record.
UUUGUUGUUGGACUUGUUAUUCGAAACUAUCAGCUCAGCUGUUGUCAACUUCAUUUUGAUUCAUUAUAUAAUAACAUUAAUUACUCAUCAAAUAAAAUUACCAAAAGAAAAAGAGAUGGAGAGCCAAAACGAAGACAACAGAUCAUCAAUGGUGUCCAAGGUGGAAUCUAAGGAUCAAUGGGAAUUUCUUGUCAACAAAGCCCAACAACAGAAUUCCCCUAUUGUGGUUCACUUUGGAGCUUCAUGGUGCAUUCCAUCAGUUGCAAUGAAUUCAUUGUUUGAAGAAUUGGCUUCAGAUUACUCUGAUGUUAUGUUUAUCAAUGUUGAUGUCGAUGAUGUCAAGGAAGUUGCUUCAAAGAUGGAAGUGAAAGCUAUGCCAACCUUUUUACUGAUGAAGAAUGGCAGUGUAGUUGACAAGCUAGUUGGAGCGAACCCGGAUGAGAUAAGGAAAAGGGUCGGAAGUUUUAUUCAGACCAAUGGUGGCGGUGCAUAUAUGGCCUAGUCUUUUUGUGUGUUUCAUGUUGUACAUUUUGUGUGCUGUCUAACAGCUCUAUAUAUGUUAAAAACAAAUACAUCAAUGUAUGGCCAUAUGGGUAUGUAAGAUUAACUUGUUAAUUACUACGAGUACAUGUGUUUAUGUUUGCCAACAUUUUUACUGAUGAUCUGCUUUGUUUAUUUGAA